AACCACCCUUAUAAUGAAGAAGCUUUUCCUUAGAUUGAGAUGGAACUUCCUGUGUUUUGCUUUGUGCUAAUUGCCUCUUGACCUGUCACUGUGUGCCACCAAGAAGAGUCUGGCUCCAUCCUCUUUACCCCCUCCCUUCAGAUAUUUCUAUCCAUUGAUAAGAUCACCCCGAGCCUUCUCUUUUCUAGGCUAAACAAUCCCGGCUCACUCAGCCUUUCCUCAUAUGAGUCCCUUAAUCAUUUGAGUAGCCCUUUGCAUGUGACCUCCUCCCAGGGUGCAGGACUUUGCACUUUAUGAGGUCUCUCUCUGCCCUUCUCUCCAGUCUGUUGAGGUCCCCCUGAAUGGCAGCACAACUGUCUGGUGUAUCAGCCACUCCUCCCACUUUUGUAUCAUCUAGAUCAGUAAUGUGUAAGCUGCACCAAGAUUGGACCCAGUACUGACCCCUGGGGUAUAGCGCUAGUUAUACCCCUCCAACUACACUCCAUGCCACUGAUCACAACCCUCUGAGCUUUGCCGUUCAGUCAGUUUUCAGUCUAUGUCACUGCUUGUCUAGCCUGCGCUUCAUCAGAUUGUCUAUGAGGGUAUUAUGGCAGACUGUCAAAAACAUUACUAAAGUUGAAAUAAACGUCCACUGCUCUCUCCUCAUCCACCAAGCCAGUCAUAUCGUAGAAGGCUCUCAAGUUGGUUAAGCAUGAUUUCCCCUUUGUAAAUCCAUGCUGACUACUCCCAAUCAACUUCUUGUCUUUCAUGGGCCUGGAAAUAGUAUCCAGAAUUAGUUGGUCUAUCACCUUCCCAGGGAUCGAGAUGAGUCUGAUGGGUCCAUGGUUCCCUGAUUUCCUUCUCACCAAAGCUGUAGAAUGAUCAGGUCAGCUGUAAGCAGGACAGUUACAGCCUUGUACCUUGGCUAUGUUUUCUUUAUUCUUCCUUCUUGGUUUUUGUUUAGGUCAGGGUUGUAGAAACAAGAAGAGACACACUCUGUGCUUGUGAAUCCUUGAGGCUUUUGUCCAUGUUUAGAGUUAUGCUUCAAAACUUAUCUUGAUGGUAUAGCAUCAUGAAUUGUAUUCAAUCCAAAAGUGAAAUGAUAGCAUUCUUUAGAAUCAAAUAUACAUGAUUUCUUUUGAGGAAUUUCAAAAGUUUUGCUUAUUUAGCUUAGCUUUUUGUUAGAAGAUAGAUUUUGAAUGUUUUUUAUCCUAAGAUUCAUUUUAAAUUAUGAAAAUGAGAUUUUGAAUGGCAUGUCUUCAAUUUCUUUCUUUAGAUUGCAUCUGAUUCAAGAAAGGAAAACAAUUUUGGUAGAAGUACCUUGCUGAAGCAGAGACCAACCAUGUUGCCUGACCUUGAUAAUGACACUCCACGGUUUAUGCUCAAAAGAAUUAUCCGGACCCAACCACAAGUUUCACCUCUAGCACCUCAAAUAUCUAAGCAUGAAGUAACAGAAGAAGCUGGAUUAGAACUAUCCUCUAAGAGGAUUUCCAGCACGGUGGAAAUACAGCUGCCAGACCUUGUUCCUGAGGAUACGUCUAUGACCAAAUUCCAUAUGACUAGAAAGAAAAAGAAGUUCAGCAUUUCUGAGUUUGAGAGAGCAGCAGACAAGCGACUUCCUCAGAACCAGACUCAGUCAACGUUGGACAGCACUUCUUUGGCCAGAUCUCUUCGCCUGUCUCUUGGCUCCUUGAUCCCACCAGACCCUAUGGAAAAGAGAGGCUUACUCCGGAGGCCAAAAAAUCGCAAAGCUGUUGACAUGGAAGCUUUUGAAGGUGGAGUGGAACAGAACAUGCUGCAGAGAAAAGCACAGAACUACCUUGUGGACUUGCAAACAGCAUCCAGGAUUAGAACAGCCACGCUGACGAGUGACGCAGAAGUUGUGAUGAGUAACACUGAGCUCUUUGUUCAGCCUCAGUUUGGUGAGCAGAGCCAACAAAGGCUUUCUGCUCUUGAACCACAGCUACUAGAAUCAAAAAUUCCAGCACAAGGAAGCUCGGCUUUUGAUUCAGCUCAUGAGGAUGCAAGGCUGGUGGGCCUGGUACCCAGCAUGGGCACAAAUGAGGGAAGGACCCAAAGAUAUUCUGAGAAAAACUUAAUCCUUGAUUAUGAACAUGUUGGCAGAAUGACUCCUGUGUCUCAGAAAACAUCUUUGAGCCAGGGAGAGGAUCAUCAAGGUCAUUCCUACCAGAGUGACCCCAUGGAGCAAUUUUCUGUACCAGAGGAAGUGGUGGCUGGCACUACAGAGCAUCAUGCAAACACUGGAUAUUCUGAACAGUUGGAGAAAAAACUGACAAAAAUCCCAGAAUCACAGAUAACUAAGGUGCAAGAUGCCAGAGUCGAGACAGAAAUGACUCCUUCAGAAGAAGAGAAGGUAGCAGAAGGCAGUGUUGAACACCUAGACUCUCCCAAAACUGAACCUGAGAAUACCAGAAGUUUUGGAGCUGGAAGUCUGAGCAGGCAUUCUCAUGCUUUUUCCUCUCAGUAUUUUGAAAAAUCUGGGACAAAAUCAUUUAAAAAAGCUGUUGAACAAGCAGAUGAACUAGAAGAAAGCGCUGUCAUGGGAGAAAUGGAGGGUCUGGAAGAAGAGAUAACUGAUGAUGAAGCUGAAAUUGAAGAGCCUGAGAGUCAAGAGAUUUCUAUGAAGACACCUGCAUUCAUCCACGCUGCAACCUACAAGCCACUUUCUUUGCUGUCAUCUCCACGUCCUGCAGAAUCUGCUGUUCCCAAGUUUCCCCUACAGCCAGUGCGAGCUAAGCCAGUUCUAAAGAGUUCAGGAGUAUCACAAAGGAAAAUGCGUGAGCCUGGACUAGCAAGCAGUUUGAUAAAGAAGAUAUUUAGCCAUUAUGUGAAAAUGCCGGUGGCCAGAGAUGCGUUCAGGAUUGUUAAAAAAUGCUCUGAGAGGUACUUCAGGCAGCUAAGCAAUGAUCUGGAAGCUUACACCCAGCAUGCAGGGAGGAAGACAGUGGAGGUGGCUGACCUGGAAGUCCUCAUGAGAAGACAAGGGCUGGUGACAGACAAGAUGCCGUUACGUGUGCUGAUAGAGCGUCAUCUUCCUCUGGAAUACAGGAAACUACUGAUUCCGGUUGCCGUGAGUGGAAAUAAAAUAAUUCCCUGCAAAUGAGCAUGCCCCUCUGGCAGUGAUGACGUCCGUGGAUGGGAAUAUUGCCUGCUCACGGAGGCUAGCUUUACAUACUCAAUGUAUCUGGUCAGUGUGACAGUUUUCCGUAGAUAAGCAAUAAGCAGCCAGUAGAGAUUCUCUUGAAUUGAUUCAAGUUCUGCUGUAACUAUCAUGCCAGCCUACUGGAUCUCACCAACUAUUAUUAUAAGUAAUUUGAUUAUCCUAUAUUUUUAUGUAUAUUACUUAUGAAUACUUGUACAGUUUUGUUAAAUAAAAUGUGGUAUGUACUCUGCAUGAUAAAAAUGCUGUUUAUUCCAGUGAGCUGAAAGGUUACUGGGUGUCUGUCUGCUGCAUUGUUCAAAAUGUUCCUAAUAGACAUUCAGCUGUGCUGAUGCUCUUCAUACUAACUAGAUGCUCUUCAUACUAACUAGGUGCUUGCUCAAAGGAGAAAAGUUAUGUACUGUCUUAUGAAAGGAAUAAGAUACCCUUGUUAUAGCUAUAUAUUUGUCUAGCGCAAGGACUUUCGAACUCAAGGCCUUGUCCCCCUUUUCAAGUCUAGUCUAGUCCACUGUGUCAAGAGAGGAUCAUAAUUCGUUGAUGACAACAGCUAUUUAACGAUGUCAAUGGCAACCGGAAAACACAUAUAAGAAAACUCAUGGAGAAUUAGCAAGCAAUAAUUUAAGACCAUUUGAGAAAGGCAGAUCUUCUGCUUCAUGCAUGGUAGAUAAAGGAGUGGGAGAGAUUGAGACAGAUUGAGUUACUGCAUGUUACUUGCAGCAAGGAAUUCUUGUAGCAAUGGAAAGCACCAACUGUGUCUCUUCUCAAGCAGUUAGCCCAACAUUGUAAUUUCUUAAUCACUGACUCCCUUGUGGAUCAGAAAUGGUGGCUCUCCAACCCUCAAGGUUUACAUUGAAUUUGUAUAUAUACAAAAAUGUAUCUGGAAAAUCAUUACUCCAGUCAGGCAGCGUCCUUAAGAAGGAAAGCAGUGCCAGAUGCUGGUGUGUGAAGCAAGGUCCAGCUCUGAGAGCUGCAUUUGCAGUUUGCUCUGCAGAAGUCAGCCUGCUCCAUGUAUCACAGCAGCAUUGUGUGGCUGCCUGUUUCAUGAUCCUAAGCAGCAGCAGAGCCCCCAGGUAUCUUCUGGUUCUAUGCAGUGACAGUGUAAGUAACUAGCAAGUGAAAAUAAAUCCUCUGUAUGUUCGACAGCCCACCCAUGCGGUGUCUGUUAUUAUACUCAUAGCAUGAACCACAGCACCACUAAGCUUUUCUACUGCUGAUUUUAUAUAGUCAAUUGGUUGCUACACAGAGGGGAUGUUCAGCACCAUGUUCACUAAUGAAGGUUGUCAAACAGGAGAAAUAAAACCCUUGUGUCCUUCAAGUAGGGAGGAGACAAGAAGAAUGAAAUCCUUGUAGGGGAUUUUACUGAAUACAGUGAACCUAAACCACACCAUGAAUGAGGCCAGCCACAUCCAAGGAUUUGUGAGAUGCAAAGAACAACAGUGGCUUUCUAAAACAAUUCACAGGCUGGGAAAGAAUGACCUCUAUCACCUCAUACAACUUUCAGAAGGAUGGAUGUCACACUCUUGCAUGUUGUUCACUGAGUACGGUCUUCAGUGUCUUCCCAGGAGGUCUGACUUGCAUGCAAGUAGCUAGUCUGUAGUACCCAAGG
Struthio camelus australis is the source of this 4766-nucleotide messenger RNA. The record is from RefSeq and is a predicted model, not a curated record. Lineage: Eukaryota; Metazoa; Chordata; Aves; Struthioniformes; Struthionidae.